CACGGAGGCGGGUCCUGGCUGUGGAGGGCGUCGCGAUGGGCGGGGCGGGCCGUCUGUGGUCCGCUGGGAGCCUCGGAUCUCCCGCAGUUUUGCAGAACACUGAUAACUAUGGAUUCUAACAUGGACUUCAUUUAAAGAAACCCACGGACCAUUAAUGGACAAAAACAUGAAUCAAUUUGUAUGGUGGCAUUCAAAUCCUAGCAAUUUGAGAGAGAGCUGCAAGGAAGAUUUGGUGAUACUAUAGUAGGUUUUAAACCUUAACAUCAGAUUGUUCCCAUUAAUAAGAACCAAUGAAUAGUUUUGGAGCCCUCUCUUCCAUCAGAACUGUUUCCUGCAAAUCCUCUGAGUGUCAUCUCAGGACCUCGGUCACACUCAUGGCACGAUGGCCAGCCCUCAGGAGCACCUGAGCUGCUCCUCUUCUCCACAUUUAUCCUUGAGUGAAAACAAAACCUUCAGUGGAUUACAAGAUGAGCUCACAGCCAUGGGGAACCACUCUGCACCCAGGCUGCUCGAGGACCAGCAGGAAAAGGGGGUGGUGCAAACAGAGCUCAUGGAGAGCAUGAGCAGCCCCGUCACUACCGCUGUGUUGACCAGCAUAAGCGAGGAUUCCAGGGACCAGUUUGAGAACAGUGUUCUUCAGCUGAGGGAACAAGAUGAACAAGACGUGGCUGUGUCUCAGGGGAAUGGCCACACUGUGGAUGGAGAGAGCACGAGCGGAACAGAAGACGUCAAGAUUCAGUUCAGCAGGUCGGGCAGUGGCAGUGGUGGCUUUCUUGAAGGACUCUUUGGUUGCUUGAGGCCUGUGUGGAACAUCAUUGGGAAGGCAUAUUCCACUGAUUACAAAUUGCAGCAGCAAGAUACUUGGGAAGUGCCAUUUGAGGAGAUCUCAGAGCUGCAGUGGCUGGGCAGUGGAGCCCAAGGAGCUGUCUUCUUGGGCAAGUUUCGAGCAGAAGAGGUGGCCAUCAAGAAAGUGAGAGAGCAGAAUGAGACAGAUAUCAAGCACCUGAGGAAGCUGAAGCACCCCAACAUCAUCGCAUUCAAGGGCGUUUGUACUCAGGCCCCAUGUUACUGUAUCAUCAUGGAAUACUGUGCUCAUGGCCAACUCUAUGAGGUCUUGCGAGCUGGCAGGAAGAUCACACCUCGACUGCUGGUAGACUGGUCCACAGGAAUUGCAAGUGGAAUGAAUUAUUUGCAUCUCCAUAAGAUUAUUCAUCGUGAUCUCAAAUCACCAAAUGUCUUAGUGACUCACACAGAUGCAGUAAAAAUUUCAGAUUUUGGGACAUCUAAGGAACUCAGCGAUAAAAGUACCAAGAUGUCCUUUGCUGGCACCGUUGCAUGGAUGGCGCCAGAGGUGAUACGGAAUGAACCUGUCUCAGAAAAAGUCGACAUAUGGUCUUUUGGAGUGGUGCUUUGGGAGCUGUUGACAGGGGAGAUUCCUUACAAAGAUGUAGAUUCUUCAGCCAUCAUUUGGGGUGUUGGAAGCAAUAGCCUGCACCUUCCAGUUCCUUCCACCUGUCCUGAUGGAUUCAAGAUCCUUAUGAAACAGACAUGGCAGAGUAAACCUCGCAAUCGGCCUUCCUUUCGGCAGACGCUCAUGCAUUUAGAUAUCGCGUCCGCAGAUGUCCUCGCCACCCCACAGGAAACUUACUUCAAGUCUCAGGCUGAAUGGAGAGAAGAAGUGAAAAAGCACUUUGAAAAGAUCAAAAGUGAAGGAACGUGCAUACACCGAUUGGAUGAAGAGCUCAUUCGAAGGCGCAGAGAAGAGCUCAGGCAUGCUCUGGAUAUCCGUGAGCACUAUGAGAGGAAGCUGGAGCGGGCCAACAAUUUAUACAUGGAGCUGAGUGCCAUCAUGCUGCAGCUGGAGAUGCGGGAGAAGGAGCUCAUUAAGCGCGAGCAAGCAGUGGAAAAGAAGUACCCUGGGACCUACAAACGACACCCUGUCCGCCCAAUAAUUCACCCCAAUGCCAUGGAGAAGCUCAUGAAGAGGAAGGGUGUGCCUCACAAGCCUGGCAUGCAGACCAAACGGCCAGAUCUGUUGAGAUCUGAAGGUAUCCCCAGUGCUGAAGUAGCUCCUACCGCAUCCCCCUUGUCCGGAAGUCCCAAAAUGUCCACCUCAAGCAGCAAGAGCCGAUAUCGGAGCAAACCACGACACCGCCGCGGGAACAGCCGAGGCAGCCACAGUGACUUUGCAGCCAUCUUGAAAACCCAGCCAGCCCAGGAGAAUUCCCCCCAUCCCACCUCCUCCCUGCCGCAGGAUGAGUCCCAGCACCCAUCUGUCCAUCACCAUACUCCUCUGCAGCAGCAAUACCAGCAACCCCCUGCUGCCUUGUCUCAUAGUCCCCACCCCAGACUCAAUAUGCACGGACAGGACAUGGCAACCUGCACCAACAACCUGAGGUAUUUCGGCCCAGCAGCAGCCCUGCGGAGCCCGCUCAGCAACCAUGCUCAAAGGCAGAUGCCAGGCUCCAGCCCUGACCUCAUCUCCACAGCCAUGGCAGCAGACUGCUGGAGAAGCUCUGAGCCGGACCAGGGCCAGCCUGGCCCCUGGGGCUGCUGUCAGGCUGACCCACAUGACCCUUACCUCCAAUGCAGGCCUGAACAGUGUGGGUCCUUAGACACACCCACCGCUGAGCCAGUGGGGAGGAGCCCCAACCUUUCCAAGUCACCAGCACAUAAUCCCCUCUUGGAAAAUGCCCAGGGUCCUGAGAAAAGGGAAGAAAAUGAAUUUGAUGGCUGUGGGUCUGCCUCAUCACUUGGCACCCCUCAUCACAUGACCCCCCCAGUGCUACCUCGAAAAACAAGGCCCCUGCAGAAGAGUGGGGAUGACUCCUCAGAAGAAGAAGGGGAAGUAGAUAGUGAAGUCGAAUUUCCACGAAGACAGAGGCCCCACCGCUGCAUCAGCAGCUGCCAGUCGUACUCCACCUUCAGCUCCGAGAAUUUCUCCGUGUCUGACGGAGAGGAAGGAAACACCAGUGACCACUCGAACAGCGCUGAGGAGCCGGCCGGCAGGCUCGAGGGCCGCCUGGCCGAGCAGCUGGACGAGCUGCUGUCCCAGACGCCCGAGAUCCCCAUCGACAUGUCCUCACACUCGGACGGCCUCUCGGACAAGGAGUGCGCCGUGCGCCGCGUGAAGACGCAGAUGUCCCUGGGCAAGCUGUGUGCCGACGACCGGGGCUACGAGAACCCGAUGCAGUUUGAAGAAUCGGACUGUGACUCUUCAGACGGGGAGUGCUCCGAUGCCACGGUGAGGACCAACAAACCCUACAGCUCCGCCACCUGGUAAAGAAGAAGCCGGUCCUGAAGCCCCCGCGCGCCCCACCCCCAGACUCCGCUCACCCUCUCCCCGCUUUUUGCCUGGGAAGGGAGCUGCCCCGUCUUCACUACCCCUAGAAACGAGCUGCAAUAACAGGAACAUGAGACUUCGCAAAUCUCUGGAGAAAAAUACCCAAGUGAAAUUAAGUCUCACUGAACAUUUCAAUCAAGAAUGGCAGGGAUCUAUUUUAUUGAAUAUUCUAGCUACUGUAACAUUGAUAUUUAUUUUUGACAUUUUAACACUUUAUACUGUAAAGAGUGAACUAUAUAUGAUAUGUAGAGAGACACAAUAAUUUCUUGAAAAAAAAAAUGGAAAGCAGUGGAAUUUAGGAACAACAUCAUUUGGAAUUUGUGGGGCUGGGAGGUACUAUUGCUGCUGCAACAGGGGACCAGUUCCUUGGCCAUAAGUGAUGGCAGAAGAGCCAGAGCAAGACAUACUGAACAUUGUAGCUUGUGAAGGACAAACGAAAGGCAGGUCACUUGUGAACAGAGCACAUUCAGUCCACCCAGCUUGUCCAGGUGGAGGAUGGACCUGAUCUAGAGAAGUUGGGUGAACAGAUGCUAGCACCCGUGGUCUUUGAGGGCGUGUGCUUCCUGUGGGCGGAAACAAACUGCAUGCGGAAGCUGAUUUCAUUUUCAGGUUUAUAAGCAGCAUUUGGUAGUGAGGCUUGCAGAUAGUCCUUGGCAAAUACUCCCCUUGUUAAUGCUGUCACUGUCACUACCUUGACCAAUGUGUUAUCUUGACCAAUGUGUUGAUCUUUUAGAUUCACGUGCCACUUUCUUGUAGCUUAUGUCCUUUCCACUUCCUUUAGGAAAAAGGGUUGGGGGGUUCUGAGGAGAAAAGGAUAGGGAAAAAGAACAUUUGCAACAGUGUUAGAAAAGCAACUGUAGAAUUUGUAAAAAUAUAUCCUCAGGAGGGCUCGGUGCUGUCUGCUGGAGUCAUCUUGAUUCAAGCAGCAGAACAGCCUUUGAAGGCAGCUAGGAUGUCCGUCUGUGUCCAAGCCCAAACCCUCCUUUGUUUUUAUUCAAUAACUCAUUCUGUCCUGAAGCUUUGGUGACUGACUACCACUGUCAGAAGACAGGCAAGCUAGGCAGCUUAGAAAAGCAACCAAACCCUUUCCCAGCACAAUAGCGUUUGUGUUAAAUACUACUUGCAAAAUACAUUUUACUUCACUCUGAAUCAAAACCGUUUUUGGAUAACUGGAUUUGGGAAUUUGUGGGAAGAACAACUGAUGCCAAGCAGGGACUGGAAAGACUUUACAUUGUCCCAAGCACGAGGAGGUCCUACCUGUCUCCAGGGUCACAGACUCAGAAAAGCAUCCCAAGGUACUCCACAGCACCUUGGCUUAAAGGAAAAUUUUAACUAGAAUUCUGUGUACAAGCCCACGUGGACCUCGUUGCUGUCUCUGUCUGCCAGACAGGUCACUGUCAAACGACCUCUGUAGACUCUGGAAGCGCUGACAGCACAUCAUGCUGGAAGUUAGGGGAGACUUGCACAUUCAGGUAUUAAAGCAUUUCCCGUGCAGGGAACAUGUUGCCCCUCCUCCGGGUUCCACUGACCGCAUCAGCCAAAAAGGAAAGGCAGGAGGGAGUUGAGAGCAGUUCCUUUCGCUUGUCUGAUCCCUCCAUUUGUUUACACUUUAUGUUGAGACAUUGAUUUAAAAUGUAGUGUCUAUAAUUUAUAGCAUCUAGGUAGGAUGAAGGAAAAUGUGUAACUUAUACAGAGGACAGUAUUGUUUGCAUUAAAUUAUUCCAUUUUGUAUAAAUUCUGUAGCUGGACUACAUGAAUGAUCUUAAGUUAUGACAUUAUUAUUGUUAUUUUAUAUUAUCAUUCUCAUUUUCUGUAGAUCAGAAGGUGUGUUUUAUGAUGUAACACAAUGAUUGUGUUUAUUGCUAACCAUGAAUUACAAUGGAUUUCAUGAUUUUAAUGAAGGAAUGAAAAUGGAACUGCCAUUGGGAAGCUCCCUGGUAUUCAUCUGAGCUGUAAUCCCUAAUUUUCUGUGUCCAGCAACAAUCAUCUGAGGAUGUGUGUCCCGCCCUGAAGCCCAGUGAACACAUUGUGAUUUUGACUUGACCAUGAAAGCUCCUAAGCGGGCAGAUGACUGAGUGGAUGGACAAGUAGUUCAAAAGCUGUAUACUUUCCCAAGUUUCCUAAGAAUAAAAUCAUGGGACUACA
Molecule: messenger RNA, 5488 nt
Organism: Lepus europaeus (European hare)
Lineage: Eukaryota; Metazoa; Chordata; Mammalia; Lagomorpha; Leporidae
Gene: MAP3K13
Product: mitogen-activated protein kinase kinase kinase 13
Exons: 16
Coding region: 383-3283 (966 amino acids)
Biological process (GO): JNK cascade; protein autophosphorylation
Molecular function (GO): JUN kinase kinase kinase activity; protein homodimerization activity; ATP binding
Source: RefSeq, a predicted model, not a curated record